Molecule: messenger RNA, 615 nt
Organism: Leptosia nina
Lineage: Eukaryota; Metazoa; Arthropoda; Insecta; Lepidoptera; Pieridae
Source: the annotation of a GenBank genome assembly
AUGGCGAAAAAAUACUUGUGUUUUGAUUUAAACGCCCUUGCUGAGCCAACAAAAUAUAUGCUUCAUUACGCUGGACAGCAGUUCGAAGACGUCCAAUAUGAACUGAAGAAGUGGCCAAUACAGAGCGUAAAGGAUUGGUUGCCCUACGGCCAAUUUCCACUGUACGAAGAGGGUGGCAAAACUUUAAACCAGUCAUUCGCUAUCGCUCGUUACAUCGCCAGUCAAACCAAUCUAUUGCCGACCGACGCUUGGGAACAAGCUGAACUCGAUGCUGUAGUGGGAAAUUUAUACGACUUCUGGUCUAAGAUACCACCGUUUAUAAGAGAGAAAGAUCUGGCCAAGAGGGAAAUUAUAAAAAGGGAAAUCCUUGAAAGUCACGUGAACUUCUAUUUCUCGAGACUCGAAAAGGAAUUACUAAAGAACGGCGGUCACUUCGCGAAGAAGCUUAGCUGGGCUGACUUCGUAUUACUGGGCCUUGUGGAAGGUGUAAGGAUUUUUAUCGGAGUUGAAAUUCAAAAGCCGUAUCCUAAUGUGAACAAACUUGUCGACGAACUCCGAGAACUUCCUGGUGUCAAGGAAUAUCUGGCGAAGAGGACACAUUUGAGCUUUUUAUAA